AUGAUUGGUAUUGUGAAACGAUCUCUGAAGAAAUCAAUUGGAACUGGACAGCUUACAUUCUGUCAACUUGAAACUUUGCUAAUUGAAAUUGAGGCAAUUGUCAAUUCUAGACCACUGGUAUACGUUGGUGAGGACUUCACAAUCGAUCAUGUUCUCACGCCUGCCAAUUUCUUAACUGGGCAUAGUUCUCUUGGUCAGCCUAACUUUGUCAUUACAGAUGACCCUGACUACAUCACACAUGUCAGUAAUGCUCAACAACUCGUCAACCUGUGGAAACAGCAGCAGAAAUGUCUCCACAUUUUCUGGGAGAAGUGGUCGGCAGAGUAUUUGCAGUCGCUACGACCACAACAACACAGUCAACGAAAUUCCAAUAGCUUCAAGCCAAGUGUGAACUGCAUUGUUCUGAUCAAGGAUGUUGAUCGGCCGCGCAGCUGCUGGAAAAUAGGAAGAAUCGCGCAGCUACACCAAAGCACAGACGGCGAAGUGCGAUCAGUGACGCUACGUAUGCCAUCUGGGACUUCCAUGAACCGGCCGGUAAGCCAUCUCUAUCCGUUAGAGUGUUCAUCAGGCGAAGUAACCACUGCAGAAGUGACAGAGCCUGCAAUUGCGCCACUGCCUGAACGCCCGCGACGCAAUGCAGCAACAGCAGCUACAAUGCGCACCAGUGAUCUGAUCGAAGAUGGACAAGUAUAG
Molecule: messenger RNA, 693 nt
Organism: Sycon ciliatum
Lineage: Eukaryota; Metazoa; Porifera; Calcarea; Leucosolenida; Sycettidae
Exons: 1
Coding region: 1-693 (230 amino acids)
Source: RefSeq, a predicted model, not a curated record